CAGAUCCCGACAGAUCCCCAAUGCUGGCCCCGGGCCUCCUCGCGCGAUCCGUGCCCCGCGUCGCGACGCGGCUUGGCUCGCCGAGCAUGCUGGACGCGCUCGACGUCGCCGAUAUCGCGUCGCAGGUUGCCAACGCUGCGGCCGCGCCGCCGCCGGCCUACGAGGGAACCGCAGCCGUCGCACCGCUCGCCUCAGCAUCGGCUGGCUUCUCCGAUCUCGCCGAGCCGGCGGCUGCCGCGGGGUCGUUUGGCCUCGCCGACCCCCUGGUCGUCUUUGGGGGCGUCGUGGCCGGCGCGGCCUUCAUCAUCCUGUUUGUCAACACGCUUGUUUCUCUGCUCGAGGGGGAGUCGGCGGCCAGCGCCGCCGCCGCCGGGACGCCCGCCGGAGGCGCGGCGAGCGCGCGGGCUGGCUUCCUGCGCCGCAGCGCGGCGCAAAUCUUCAGCGGCGGCCUCGAGAACCUCCAGGAUUCGCCCGUGGGCUGGCUAUUUGGGGAGGCCUCGCCGCUCUACUCCAACGAGCCCCAGCGCCCGUCCCCACCAGCGCCGGCCUUCGGCCGCAUGGGGACCAAAGAGGCUGCGCGGAAGGGGCGCAAGGGCUUUGCGGCGCCCGCCGCUGCGGCGCCCGCCGCUGCCGGUGUUGUCACCCCCACGGCGCGGUCGCCCACUUCGGUGCAGGCUGCAAGCCAGCCCUUCGGCGGGCGCUUUGCAUCGGCACCCGUUGCCACAGUGCCAACUCCCGCCCCCAAGCCCUUGGCGGGACGCCCGGUCUCGGCAACCGCCGCCGUGGCCAUCAAGCCCAAAGCGGCGGCGGCCCCCAAGCCAGCGCCCGCCGUCCCCGCCGUCUCUGCCGUCCCUGCCGCUGGGAUGCCCAGCGUCCCAGCGGUAGCGGCCGUCCUUGCCACGCCAGUCUCCGUCACUCCCGUCGCCACUCCCGUCCCAGCCACCCCUGUCACUGCCACCCCCGUCACCGCCACCCCCGCCACCUCCGCCGGCGCCGUACCAGCCACCCCCGAACCAGCCGUCGCUGUCCCCGCCAGCAGUGAGGCUGCGGUCGCGGCGCUGGCGGAUCGUGUGGCUGCGUUGACGGAGCGAAACAACCAGCUGGUCGAGCUCUACCAGAAGCUGCAGGGGGAGGUCGCCGACCUCCGCAAGAAGGAGUGAGGCGCCUCCCACUACCGGGCGCCACGCUUGCAUCGUGCCGUGCCUCCUCCCUGCGCUAAAGCCGAGGGCAGUGCCGCCGGCGCGGAGGCGGGAUAGAUGGAUGCAUCUUGCGUCGCGGCGGCCUCGUCCCCUCGAGGUUCCGUCGACCAUUGGCGCGCUGGCUCGUUGUCUCACGCUGACCCGUUUCAAGGACCCGCGCGGCGGCACGCG
Molecule: messenger RNA, 1370 nt
Organism: Emiliania huxleyi CCMP1516
Lineage: Eukaryota; Haptophyta; Isochrysidales; Noelaerhabdaceae
Exons: 1
Coding region: 21-1160 (379 amino acids)
Source: RefSeq, a predicted model, not a curated record